GCAAGAGAAAAAUAUACAAAAGUUGUGUUACAAAUUCAUUCGUUUCUUGGAACCAACACAAAAAUGUCUGCCAUAUUGGUGUUUCUUCUUCUUGGAAUAUUAUCUUCCAUUACAGCUGCAGAAUCCAUAGGAGUUUGCUAUGGAGUACUUGGCGAUUCUCUACCAUCAAAGCAAGAAGUUGUUGAUCUAUACGAAAGCAAUGGCAUAGGUAAAAUGCGUAUAUAUUUUCCAGAAGCAGACACACUGGAAGCUCUAAAAGGUUCAGGAAUUGAGUUGAUCAUGGACGUGGCAAGGGAAUCUCUUCAAUCUCUCACAGACCAAAACGCUGCCAUGGAUUGGGUGAACACAAACGUGGUACCCUAUGCACAAGAAGUCAAUAUAAAGUACAUUUCAGUAGGAAACGAAAUUCGUGCAGAUUACAACGAGGCUCAGUACAUUUUGCCUGCCAUGACCAACAUUCACAAUGCAAUUUCAUCAGUCAAUUUGCAAGGUCAAAUCAAAGUCUCCACAGCAAUAGACUCAACCCUAAUUUCCAACUCCUACCCACCUAAUGAUGGAGUUUUCAAUUCAGAGUCAUACAUAAAACCCAUUGUUGAGUUCUUGAAGAACACCGGAGCCCCACUUCUUGCAAACAUUUACCCUUACUUUGCUUACAUUGGUGAUAAAGAAAACAUUCCUCUUGAAUAUGCUCUUUUCACCCAACAGGGGGAGAACAGUGUUGGGUACCAGAACCUGUUUGAUGCAAUGCUUGAUUCAGUAUAUGCUGCACUUGAGAAAGCGGGAGCAGGUGAUGUGGAGAUUGUUGUUUCUGAGAGUGGGUGGCCAUCUGCAGGUGGAGAUGGAGCUUCAGCAGAAAAUGCAGCCACUUACUAUGCCAAUUUGAUUGCUCAUGCAAAGAGUGGAAGUGGAACUCCGAAGCGACCAGGUGGGUCUAUAGAGACUUACUUGUUUGCAAUGUUUGAUGAAAGUAACAAGCAGGGUGAGGAAUCUGAGAAGCAUUUUGGUCUCUUCACUCCUGAUAAAUCACCUAAAUACCAACUCAGUUUCAAUUAGUUCAAAUUCAGACAGAUUUAUAUACAUAAUCUUCUUCUUUAGUUUCAAUAAGUGUGGGGUCUUCCCAUCUACUCAAAUGUGUUUCUACCCUUAAAUUAACAAUGUCAGAGAUCAUCUUUUGUUUUGUAAUAUUUUUACUUAGUUUGCUUAAAUAAAUAUCAACCAAAUUUAUGUUGGUUUAUUUCAAUCAAAACAUACU
Molecule: messenger RNA, 1252 nt
Organism: Vigna angularis (adzuki bean)
Lineage: Eukaryota; Viridiplantae; Streptophyta; Magnoliopsida; Fabales; Fabaceae
Product: glucan endo-1,3-beta-glucosidase
Exons: 2
Coding region: 64-1053 (329 amino acids)
Biological process (GO): carbohydrate metabolic process
Cellular component (GO): plasma membrane
Molecular function (GO): hydrolase activity, hydrolyzing O-glycosyl compounds
Source: RefSeq, a predicted model, not a curated record